Molecule: messenger RNA, 591 nt
Organism: Williopsis jadinii
Lineage: Eukaryota; Fungi; Ascomycota; Saccharomycetes; Phaffomycetales; Wickerhamomycetaceae
Exons: 1
Coding region: 1-591 (196 amino acids)
Source: RefSeq, a predicted model, not a curated record
AUGACCUUAGAAGCCAGCAUUCAGUUCGCUCCCAAUGUUACCGCAGACGUGGUGUUCGAAGAGGUUGCCGAGACGUUGAUCCAAGGCUUCGCAAAGGUCAAGAUGGGACAAGUAGGCGGGUUCAACCAGCCUACCGAGGCCAACAGAGCGAAGCAGGCUGCGUUGUUUCGUGCUGAGUCUCAGAAAGGUGCGCUGGUGGUUGAAGACGCCAACCAUGAGUCCAUGGCUGUCUGGUUCCCACCGGCUUAUCCACGUGGUGCGCAGCCAAAGAAGGAUGAUGAUGCUACAAAGGAGCCAGACCAGGAGGUUUUUGAUCUCAUUGCAGAGAAGGAACUGGCAGCUGACAAGAGGCUGGACAUGGUUAACAAGAACUGGUAUUUGCAUUUCCUCUCAAGACGUCCUGGAUCGUCAUCAAGCUCAAGCCUGUUGGUGAGACCGGUUCUUGAGAGGGCGUCGAAGGAUGGCUUGAGAUGCUCCUUACUGUGUGUGAACGCAGAUGUGCUACCCGUGUACGAGCACUGGGGGUUCGAAGUGAGGGAGACGUUCAACGUGAAGGGGGUCGUAUGCUGGUAUAUGGUUAAGGAGCCAUGA